Molecule: messenger RNA, 5953 nt
Organism: Diabrotica virgifera virgifera (western corn rootworm)
Lineage: Eukaryota; Metazoa; Arthropoda; Insecta; Coleoptera; Chrysomelidae
Gene: Hmx
Product: homeobox protein Hmx
Exons: 5
Coding region: 146-1441 (431 amino acids)
Biological process (GO): regulation of transcription by RNA polymerase II
Cellular component (GO): nucleus
Molecular function (GO): DNA-binding transcription factor activity, RNA polymerase II-specific; RNA polymerase II transcription regulatory region sequence-specific DNA binding
Source: RefSeq, a predicted model, not a curated record
CCGCUGAUAUUUUAUUGUUUUGCGACAAUACGCGAGUUCCGGUGGUACGGACGUUUUGCGAGUGUUGUUUUGGUGAUUUUUUAAGUGAUUGCCGAUGAAACAGCUGUGAUUGCCGCUUUGUUUUAUCUUCAAUAUCGACAUAAAUAUGUCAUCUCCGACCCGCGAAGCUGAGAUCAACGUGGUUUCCAGCCCGGAUUCUUCCAGCCGAAACUCUCCCGAACCAGACACCUACCGCCUCAUCAACCACAACUCGAACAUUUCUUACCCAGUGAUAAAAACCAGUGAAGACGAAGAAAGGACUGAAAAAGACACUAAGAAGUGUGUAGGUGGAUCCACAAACUUUUCUAUUUCGAGUAUUUUAUCGAGAGCCGAUCCGACGGUGAAGAAAAAUGGUGGUUUCAUGUCUGGUGUGCCAGGAGGGAACGUGCUGGAGGCUAGCGGAAUUGGAGGAGGUGCUGAUAAUGGAGUAUUAUCCAGGUUAGGAUUGAUGUCCCAUUUUGGUGCAUUGGCGGCGGCUAGUAGCAGAUACGCAGCUUUAUGCGGAAAUCCUACAGAUCCCAGGACGCUUCCUUGGUACUGGGGCCGAAUACCCUCCCAAGUCCCCAAAGAGCAACCUAGUCCAACAGGUGGAUCAACAACCGAAGACCCCAGCCCGCCGAUGUCUCCACAUCCCCAACCAAUCACCAACACCGAGAGUCGUUCUUCUCGCCCCUCUUCUCCUUCAGACCACCAAAGAUCGCCACCUUCUAGUCCAAACAAUUCAAGUAUCAUUCCAUCCUCUCACCCAGCUUUCCUCGAUCAGAAUUAUAUUAAUAUUAGAUCAAAAAGUCCUUAUCGAGAAAACGAGAAUUUGGUUAUAGAGGAAGAUAUAGAAGACGAAGAAAGCGAUUACGAUAAUGAUAAAGACAAAAAGGGAAAUGGUGCAAGUAUGAGUCCUGGGAAUUCGUUAUCGAAUAAGCGAAAAAAGAAAACCAGGACUGUGUUCUCGAGGUCGCAAGUGUUUCAGCUGGAGAGUACGUUUGACAUGAAGAGGUACUUGUCGUCUUCGGAAAGAGCGGGAUUGGCGGCUAGCUUGCAUCUUACAGAAACUCAGGUAAAAAUAUGGUUCCAAAAUCGCAGAAACAAGUGGAAGCGGCAACUAGCAGCGGAACUUGAAGCUGCCAACAUGGCUCAUGCAGCCCAACGCCUUGUCCGAGUACCGAUCCUCUACCACGAAUCUGCAAAUUCCUCGAUACGACAUCCAUUCGAACAAAACCAUCCUCUCAGUCUUCAUCAUCCUUUGGAAAGUAGAGACAGCGGUAGCGCCGGCGGUACCUCUGUGGUAUCAUCACCUGGAUACCCCAGCAGUUUGUACUACCACCACCAGGCAGCAGUGGCCGCUGCUGUACAUAGUCUGCCUUCUAGUCCUGUAAGUAGGCCGCCUAUGUCUGGAUUGGUGUGAAUGUAAAAGAACUAAAAAGUUGGACUAGUGGCUGUAAUCUAAGAAUGUUUUAAUAAAAUUACAAAUAUAUCAAUAAACUCUUUAAUAUGGAUAUCAAUAAACAAUAAAUCAAAAAUAUUCGUAAUAAGUCUAUACUGAAAUGUUUUUUAAAUUUUGAAGAAAUUCUUAAUUUCUAUUUCUGAGUUUUUGGGGGAGGGGGAACUUUUCAUUGGAACACUCUGUAUUUAUUUCAUAAGAUUUUAAAGUACUCAAACUUUAAACGAUCGUAAUUAAUUAAUUUUUUUAUUUGGAAAUAAAGCCGAAAUUUAAUUUCAAACGUAAAUGGUGGCUUUAUUCUUAAAUAAAAUAGUAAAUUGUUUAAUAUGUCAUAAGGAAACAGCUUCAGAAUAAUAUUAAUUAAUUCUUAGAGUGCAGCAUGGACCUUCUAAGUGAUAUGUACAUUGUUAAGUGUAUAUAAAAAUGGGUUUACGUGCAAAUGACUUUUUAAUAUGUAAGUGCUUCAUAUUUAUAAAGAAAAUGAUGAAACGCCAAGUAACCUGUAAUAUUUUUUUAACGAGUUUCACUAAAUAUUUCUCGACUUUAACUACAUAGAUUCUAACAAAUAAUUCUAUUAUAGAAGAACUAAAGUUCUGUAUCUGUCAAGAAAAAUCCAACUGCAACAAUUGAAAUAUUUACUUUGAACUGCAACAAUUGAAAUAUUUACAAUUUGGUACUUUUAUAUAACUUUGGUAAAUUGCCCGGAGUUGGUAAGUCUAUGGUUGCUGUAGGAAAUGAAAUUUAUUUUUGCCUUUUAUGGCGUAGAGUAGUUUUUUUUUAAUUUAAACCAAUAUCUUCUGAUAUUUUAUUAACUGGUUACCAUUUUCCGCGAUUGUCUUCUUUAGAAUAUCAUCCAGUAGAAUCAGUAUUAGCUACAGCAUUAUUAUAUUAUCUGAGAAUAUACACAGCGUUUUUGUAAAAAACUUUUGGCACACGGGAAUUCAUUCACGGUAAGCUUGUGGAAAGAAACAUUUCUUACUAAAUGUUCCUUCCUUUCUUGGGGAAGUUUUAGGGACAAAUCUACUCCUAAUUAGUUUGACAGUUAUAUUACAAAAUAAAAAUUAUUCUACACUAGACUACUACUAGACUUCAGUAAUUUCUACAGUUUGUUUCUAUAGUCUUCAGAGAGGUUUUCAGUACACUUAAAUUUAAAUUUACUACAAUCGCUUUGCUAUUUUGUUUUUCGUUAUAAAUAUGGGCCCCAUCUAACCGUCUUUUUUUUCGUAUUAUUUAGUUUCCAAUUUACGCCAUGUUUUAUUGGAUUUUUGCAGGAAAAAAAUGUGCUGAAAUUUAAUAAACUAUCAUAGUCUAAAAUUCUUUAUCGGAUUAUCACAUGAAUAAUAGUUUGUUAAAAUUAACAAUUUUGUAAUCUUCAUCUCCGAUAAAGAUAAUUGUCAGUUUUUAACUCAGAAAUAUUUCUAAUAAAAUUAAUAACUUUACACAUGAAAAAGAAAAUAAAUGAUUUUCCCGGAAUCCCGUAUUAUAAAUAUGUUUACAAUUACAACAAAGUAUUUUUAUUAGUAAAGUUAUACAUAUAUGGGUUUGCUGUUAUUUAAAAAUAGCAGUUAAUAUUUUGACCGCAAAAGUUAAUAAAAACAUUCAUUCUAAGCAAAAAAUGAUCUAUACAUUUUUGUGAUAAAAUUAAUAGUUUUUGAUUUAUUCGCUACCGAAAGUGAAAUUUUUGCCGUAGAACAAAUUUUAUCAAACCAAUUUCUUGUGAAUUAAAUUACCUACCUAAACAUUUUUUCGUAUCUCUGAUGCUAAUCUUUCUAUUCUGAAGAAAAUGACAUUUUUUACCAAAUUGCAAACAUUCUUUAUUCGUUUUAAACUUCAGUUUUUUAAAAGCUAAUCAUUCUAAGCCAGUCCAACUUCUAGAAUCUAUUAAUAAUACAUAAACAAAGAAGAAUAAAUAAGGCCAAUGACUAAAAACAUCGCUAACUUACGUUAUUAUGCUUCCAAUUGGAUUUCUCUUUUUUGUUAAAAAAAAAAAAAUAUAUUGAUUUUUUAAUCGUAACUUAUUUAUUUUUUAUCUUAGAAAGUUCGUUAAAAAAGACUUUUGUAGGUUCUUACAAGAUCUAUAAGGCUAUUAAUAUUAAAUCCUUCUAAAAUUCUCAGUCACAAAAAGAGGUGGCAUUGAAUGGGUUGGUAAAGGUGGUUUUUGCAUGAUAUUACAACUUUUAAUUAUCAAUAGCUCACUCAAUUUUUGCCGUAAAAAAAUUUUUUGCAAUCCAAUUUCUUGAGAAUUAAAUAGGCUACAAUUUAAUAUUUAAAUAUUUUGUCGUAUCUCUAAUGCUAAUCUUCCUAUUCUGAAGAAAAGGGCAUUUUUUACUAAACUACAAAAACUCGUUAUUCGCUUUUAACUCAAUUUUCUUAAAAACUAAUCAUUCUAAGCCGAUAAAACUUCUAGAAUUUAUUAAGAAUGCAUAAAUCAUGGAAACGAAAUCAGGUCAAUGACAAAUUUUAAUUAGGGUCGUGAUUAGGGGGUUGUUUACGAUCACCUUUUCGCUGAAAACGAAAUAGGGACUGACAUUCUUUUCAUUUAAAGUCGCUUAAUUUUUUAGCUAGAGAUUCUUUUCAUUUCUGGAGAUAAAUAUUUUUAAAUGCUUUAAUUUAGUUUCAACAAGUUAUCCUCGAAGAAUGCAUAGUUUUCCGUCCUUUGACUUUGAAACUACAAUAUUUUUAGCACUUGACGAAGAAGAGCCAACAUAAUAUAAUAAAGUAUAGUUCGAUUACUAUUGGUCUUAAAGAAAAUAAAAAAAAAAACGGUUUUGUUUAUUUUUUCAAAAUGUACAUUUUUGUUAAGUAAAGUUGUUUUGAUAAAACAAAAACUUUUUGAGAUAUUAGCAGAAAACUUAUUAAAAACAUUGAUUUUUUCGAUAUAAAACUAACACUUUCGAUAGCGAAUAAAUCUAAACUAUUAAUUUUAUGAAAAAAAUGUAUAGAACGCUUUUUGCUUAUAAUGAAUGAUUUCCACCCCCGAGAUGGGGUGGCAACCACCCCCAUGGUAAAAGCGCCUUUCGGCAUCAUAUAGAUUUUGAUCCUUGAACUAUCCACUACUUAUUUUCAAAUUUUCAAGCAAAUCGAUCCAUUCUAUAAAAAUUGCGAGGGUUUGUCCUAUUUUAAGCUUCAUUACUUGGACUAUCAAUAAAUGCUAAGGGUACAUAAUUCGCAAAUAUUUUACGUGUAUCCCUACUUUUUCUGUCUUUACACGGCAAAUUACGUGUAGUAAAAUUCACACUGGUAUGGAUAUGUAAACAAUACUAGAAUGUCAUUCUACUUGAAAAUGUCAUCAUUAAUUUAAAGAGAUGGCUUUUGAAUGUUCUUGGAUAACCGUUAUGUUUAUAAUUGCAAAUAAUUAAUUUAGAUAAUAAAUGUGAUAAUUUUUUCACUAACUAUGUAUUCAGUGAUUGUAAUAAUUUAUUUGUACAACAAAAACUAAUACUCAAUCGAGAAAAGAGGAAAAGUGUUAAAGUGAUUUUUUAAUAAUAUAUUGUUAUGGAACGCUUACAAUUUUGAACAUCUUUAACAACAAAAUACUUGGAUCACAGAAUAUAUUAACCUGAUGUAUUCUCUGCUUGGAUCUUCCACAAAUAAUACACAAUAAAUAACUUUUUAUUAAGUUCACGUCUUAAAUCAAUUAUUUAUCAAAUACACUAUAUAUCAAUAAUAUUAAAUCAAUAACUCAAAAUAUUCCCGAUGCAAUGUCAAACAUUUAAAAUUGUCACUGAUUGUCAGUGUCUGACUGACAAUAUAUGCUGACAAUAUUAUAUUCGGCUGAGUGAGUUGUAAGACAAAGAUAGAUUUGGAAAAUAUUACCACUGCAUUAUGUUCAUUUUUUUCGAAUCCUGAAAAAACCAAUAAAUAUUUUUGAAAAAUUUAAACGCAGAAUGAAAGACUAAAUUAUUACCGAGGGCCGAAAGUCCCUUAGAAUUAAUAAAAAGUUUAUUUUGAAUGAGAAAUUUAAAAUUAAAAAUCACACUAAAUUUUCUCUUAGUUUUUCACCCCUGUAACUUAUUAAAAUAAACAUUAUAGAAGUUCUCAGGGACUUUCGGCCCUCGCUAAUAACGUAAUCUUUCAUUCCGCGUUUAAAUUUUAAAAAAAUACUUAUUAGUUUUCUCAGGAUUCGAAAAAAAUGAAUCCCCAUUUGAAUAGCAUUACAGUCGAAAAUACGUACCGAUCCUCUUAAGUCUAGGUACAUUAAAAACCAAUUCCUCAAUUUUUGGAACAAAAUCUGUAUCAUUAUUUGCCUUAGUAUUCGAAAUAUUUAGUGAAAUUCAACAAUAUUUUAAAAUAAUUUCAAAAAGCUCAAUUUUAAAUAAAAGUGUUGUGUAAUUAUUUUGCUGUUAGUGCAAAUCGUACUUAUAUUUAUACAAAAUGCUAUUGUACAUACUUUUUUGUAAAUGUGUCUAUUCAUGUAGGUAUUUGUACAUAUUCAAAUUUGUAUGCAACAGGUUACCUAUUAUGCCAAAAAUUAAA